AUCAGGGCAUUUCUCGCAUACACAAAAUUCGCAUACUGUACAGUGUGAACGCACUGCCUACUCAAUUCAGAGGCGGGUUUAGUACGAGUAGUCGGAGUAGUAGGCCAUUUCGGACACAGCCAAUGACUCAGCACUCUGCACUGGAGCUCAAGGACUUGUAUCACCUUCCCAAACCUGACUUCACUCAAGCCAAUCAGGUACUCACACACCUGGUGCUGCUCUGGACUGAUUUCCUCCUACAACUCAAAGAAUGACCACAGUGAACUGCCUUUCACACCAGAUGGUGAUCAUGCAGUCCACACCCUGGCUCUCACAUGCACCAGUUUCUGCAAGAUGGAGAAACAAGAUGGAGAUGGAGAGGCUCUGACAUCACAAUGACAUGUAGAAUGUGAUGUCACACGAUGACAUCACAUUCUACAUGUGAUGACAUCACAUUCUAGCUUGAUCCUUUGAUCUUCAAAGGAAUGUGAUGUGAUGUCACACGAUGACAUCACAUGUAGAAGGAGGUAUUAAAGGCAGCCGCACACUUGUUGGCAAGAGUCAGGUAGGAGCUACUACAGAGACGAACAACAGUUUAGAGCAGUCGACUGAAGACUUUCAUCAGAAGAACCAUGUCCAGAGCAAUUGCACCUGAAUUUGUGGGACCGCUGGCCUGCCGGCCCAUGGCACCACUUCAACAGGAGCUUGCCAGUGCUCGCGCUGAGAUUAUAAAUCUUAGAAACGAGCAAAGUGGUGAACAGGCGGCAUGGAUGCGUGAGAGGGUAAAGCUGGGCUACAGAAUUCACAACGGGAAGUACAAAGUGAACCGUCUGGAGGGACUCAUUGACGUCAGAGAAAAUGGAUUCAAGGAAGAACUCCAGAGUAAUGUCCAGACUAUUGAAAGGAUGGAGGCUGAGAUCCAACGCCUCAACAGCAGCCUCAAAUUAAAAGACGAGCAGGUGGAGCUUAUCCAGCACCUGCAGAAGGAGCAGGAAGAGAAGAUGUGGGCUCAACUUAAGGAGGAGAGACAGAAAGUUCAUGAGCUCCGAGAACAGCUUUUUCAGGCGUCUCAGGAGAACCUGAAGGCUGUCUCUCUGAGCAAGAACAAUGAAACAAUGUUGAGGCUCACAAAACAGCAGCUUGAGCAGAGGGACAACCACAUCAUGGAGCUGAGGAGGGAGAAAGAGGGUGUCACUCAAAGACUCAUUGAGACCACAACUCAGCUGCAAAACAAUGAGAAACAAAGGAAAGACCUGGAGGAGGAGAACCAGAUCCUGAAGACCAGAGUCAGUGAGCUGGAGAAAAGGAAUAAAGAUCUGGUGGGAAAGGAGGAGACUCUGACCUUCAGAGUUGAAGAGGCCGAGACGGCAAAAGAAAGAGUGAUUGAGAAGGAAAAGACUCUGACAGACAGAAUUCAAGAGUUAGAGGAGGAGAAGAGGGAGCUGACUCAUCUUGUCUCUCUAAAGAAAAGACGCUUCCUGUCCAGAGUCUUUCAAAAGGAGACAGAGGAGGAGAAAACCCUCCGAAAACAACUUAAAGAGAAGAAGAAGGAAUUAAGGCAGCUGAGAGAAAGAGAAAAAGCGGAGGAAAGAGAACAAGAAGAAGAGCAAAGAGAACAAGAGGAAAGAGAACAUGAAGAGGAGAAAACCAAAAACCAAGACAGGGGGGAAAAGAGAGUCAAAAAAGGUCUUUGGACUUUGAGAAAGAAGAAAAACAGAGACACCCAGGUGGAGGAGGUUCCUAACCUUGACCCUUUCACCCCAACCCUCUGA
Molecule: messenger RNA, 1751 nt
Organism: Xyrichtys novacula (pearly razorfish)
Lineage: Eukaryota; Metazoa; Chordata; Actinopteri; Labriformes; Labridae
Source: the annotation of a GenBank genome assembly